AUGUUAUCAGCGGUGCCUAAACAGAAAUGGAUUCCCAAAUCAGACGUGAAGGCACCCAUAACAGUAACUUCUUCUUCUCUUACUGUUGUUCAAGCUGGUCUUAGCCCUCUUUCUGAGAUCCCUAAGGUGGCGCCUUCUAUUUCAAAGGUCUCCGAUGGAGGUCCAACUAGUCUGUGUGUCGAAGACAUUCGGUCCACAAGGGAUCAGCUAGUUGAUCCUCCUUUUCCUCCUCCUCCUGGUUGGGGUGCGAUGUCCAAUAAGGAGAAGAAGAAGCAAUUAAAAAUGAAUACUGAGGCUGAGAGAAGGUCUCUUUGGGAUGAUAUUACAAGGUUGUCUGCUUCCUCUCCUCUUUGUAAUUCUCCAUGGCUUGUUGUUGGAGACUUUAACCAAAUUGCUUCUGUCACAGAGCAUUACUCUCUCAUGCCGUCUAAUAUUUCCUUACAAGGCUUGGAGGACCUGCAAGCUUGUAUGAGAGACAGUGACCUUGUGGAUCUACCGUGUAGGGGUGUGCUGUACACUUGGUCUAAUCACCAGCAAGAUAAUCCAAUUCUAAGGAAGCUUGAUAGAGCCAUUGUUAAUGGUUGUUGGCUUGCUACCUUCCCAACGGCGUCUGCUAUCUUUGACCCUCCUAGCGACUCUGACCACGCAGCGUGUAUGGUCAUUCUCAAUAACUCUCCGCCUCUUUCAAAAAAGAAAAGUUUCAAGUACUUUUCUUUCUUAUCGACGCAUCCGGAUUUUAUCUCUUCUAUUUUGGCUGCGUGGCAGAAGGAGAUAGCUGUGGGUUCUUUCAUGUUUUCCUUAGGAGAACUCUUAAAAGAGGCUAAGAAGGCCUGUAGAGGUCUGAAUAGACGUGGCUUCAGUAAUAUUCAAGCUCAAUUGAUGUCCAAUCCGUCUGACUUCUUAUUCAGGGCUGAACAUGUUGCCCGCAAAAAUUGGAAUUUCUUCGCUGCUGCUCUGGAAUCCUUUUACAAACAGAAGUCCAGAAUCAAAUGGUUAAAGGAAGGUGAUUUGGAGCUGUUGACGAGCUAUCUGGAAGAAGCGGACCUGAUCAUGUCAAAGCACUCGACCCCGAGGUCGACUAGGAGCUUCAAGAUCUCAAGAGACCACUCGACCCCCAGGUCGAGUAGAAGAAAUCACCACUUCACCUCACCACUCGACCACGAGGUCGAGUGUCCUCAUCUCCAUCACCUGACCAUCACUCGAUCAAACCACUCGACCCCGUGGUCGAGUGUCUUCACCUUCAUUGCCAGACCACUACUCGAUCUCACCACUCUACCUUGA
Arabidopsis thaliana (thale cress) is the source of this 1281-nucleotide messenger RNA. Its product is annotated as DNAse I-like superfamily protein. Lineage: Eukaryota; Viridiplantae; Streptophyta; Magnoliopsida; Brassicales; Brassicaceae. Bases 1 to 1281 code for a protein of 426 amino acids. The transcript has 3 exons. The record is from RefSeq and is marked reviewed.